AUGACGGGAUCGGUGGAAGGGUCGCCUUCGCGCGGUCACUUAAAGCCAGCCGACGGAAAGGGUUUUGGUCAGGAUGCAGUGGAUCGCCAAGAACAAGGCGUGUCUCCGGAGGAGGACUACGACACGGAGAGAGUCGAGCAAGUGUACAGAAAACUUGACCUACGAAUCAUCUCAGCAUUCUGGAUUCUGUACUUCCUCUGCUCCGCCAUCAGAUCCAACAUUGGCAUCGCCCAGACUAUGAACAAGUCCGUGGGUCAUGAUCUGAUGACGAUCUUGAACCUGACCCCAAGGGACACCUCAACGGCACUCUCAUUGUUCUAUGUGGCCUAUGUCAUCUUCGACUGCCCCUCCAACCUAGUCAUGAGUAAGCUGAGCCCGCGAGUCUGGAUGGCCCGUAUAGUGUUUGCCGUCGGUGUCAUUGGGACUUGUUUUGCUGCCGUGCAAGACGCAUGGAGUGUCAAGCUUCUGCGCUUCCUCCUGGGCGUUGUCAUUGCUGGUAUGUGGCCCGGCAUGGCCUACUACCUCACCUUGUUUUACCCUCCCUCGAGGACCGGUAAGCGAAUCGGGCAAUACUUCACCGCGGCUCAGGUUUCAGCAGCUGUUGUUGGUCUUGUGUCUGCUGGAUUCCAGCAGAUGGAUGGUCUUGGAGGUCUUGUGGGAUUCAGAUGGAUGUUCCUCAUCUACGGCCUCACCGCUGUGAUCUUGGGGUUCGGGCUUUUGUGGUGGCUCCCAGAACGACCACUGCCCCCUGGACAGGAACGUGUCCGGAGCCGUUGGACCAAGUGGCUGCCGCCUACCCCUGAAGCACUGACGGGAGAAGAUGCUAUUGUCCACUAUAAAGAGCUGAGAAGGGUCUACCACCCUAGAUCGUGGACAUUGAGGGAUCUCGGCCUUGUUCUCAUUGACUGGCGCUUAUGGCCCCUGACUUUCAUGUACUUUGGGGUUGUGGGAGUUGGCAUAGGCACCCAACUCUACGGCACCGUCAUAAUCUCCUCCAUAAACCCCGACUUUACUGGUGUGCAGCUCAGUCUUUUGUUUGCACCCAUCUGGAUUAUGGAUCUGAUUGCCAUCCUGCUCGUCACUCCAAUCUCUGACCGGUUCCACCGCUACCGAGCCGAGUUCUUUUCCGCCGCAACAUCGAUACAAAUCGCUGGCCUCCUGACCGUCUCGUUCGCUCCUCGGACCAACCCCUGGGCGCGCUACGGAGGUCUUCUUCUCGUCGGCUUUGGACUCGGACCCACGGUCCCCAUCUGCAUGACCUGGACCAACGAGAUCUUUCAGCGUCGCCACGGCGAGGUGGGCGUCGCCGCCGCCUCGGCCCUGGUCUCUGGUCUUGGUAACCUGGGCAGCAUCGUGACCACGUACGCCCUGUACACUGGAUGGCCCGAGGAUGCUACGCCAGGUCCCCUGCAGUACCGCAACAGCAACCUAGUCAUGAUCGCGAUCCUCGUCGUUAGUAUCACCAGCAGUUUUGCGAACAAGGCUCUUCUGAGAAUGUUUGGUAACGAGCCUUCCCGGAAGCUUACUGCCGAUGGAAUUUCGGCCUCCGGGGAUGAUGGCAGCUUCCAGGACGGGGCAGCUCGCCGCGAGGCUCAGCAACGUGGCUUCGGUCGUCUUUGGGGAAAACCACGUUCCUAA
Messenger RNA from Pyricularia pennisetigena, 1638 nucleotides. RefSeq lists its product as uncharacterized. Gene Ontology annotation, cellular component: membrane. Gene Ontology annotation, molecular function: solute:proton symporter activity; biotin transmembrane transporter activity; dethiobiotin transmembrane transporter activity. Gene Ontology annotation, biological process: biotin import across plasma membrane. The record is from RefSeq and is a predicted model, not a curated record. The transcript has 5 exons. NCBI's taxonomy places the organism in Eukaryota, Fungi, Ascomycota, Sordariomycetes, Magnaporthales, Pyriculariaceae. Bases 1 to 1638 code for a protein of 545 amino acids.